AUACUCUGUUGACAAAGAUCCAGCCAAUUGGCUUGAAAUUAACCCUACCAAUGGCACUAUCGUCACCACGAAUAUCCUUGACCGCGAAUCUUCGUACGUCACAAACAAUGUAUACACGGCGUCUUUUCUGGCAAUUGACAACGGUAGCCCUCCGGCCACAGGUACGGGGACGCUGCAGAUCACCUUGGAGGAUGUGAAUGACAAUGCCCCCUCCAUUUAUCCCAUGGUGGCGAUGGUCUGUGAGGAUCAGAAGGACGUGAAGGUCAUCCUCGGAGCCUUGGACAAGGAUCUUCGCCCCAACACGGAGCCCUUCAAAUUUGAGCUGAGCAAACAGUCUGGCCAAGAGAAAGUAUGGAAGAUCAACAGAAUUAACAAUACACACGCCCAGGUCAUCUUGCCUCAAAACUUGAAGAAGUCCCACUACAACAUCCCCAUCUCUGUGACGGAUUCGGGGACGCCUCCUCUCACUAACAAUAUAGAACUGAAAAUGCAGGUCUGUUCCUGCACAAAAUACAGCAAACCGGACUGCAGCUCAUCCUCCACCCUUCACAUCAGCAUGGUCCUAAUCUUCGUUUCGCUCUUCAGUUUAUACUGUCUGUAAGAACUCCUGACCUCCGAAGCUGGUCUAUCAAGUUGCCCUGGCGACAAGCAAAGGAAUCACAUCCCAAUCCGAAGAUCACCUUUUACACUUUCAGCUCCUCACUCCUAAGCCUCAGUCGCUCCGGAUUGGAUGCUCUGCGACCACACUCCACCAGCCCCAGCUGCACGACUGUCCUUGACGAACCUUUGGCUUCCCUCCGGUUUACCGACGGAGUCCUCCUUUCGUGACGGAAGGCCGACGCGACCGGCGGCCGACAGUUUCGAAGAUCGCGACAUCGAGACUGGAUCUUUUGGGAGCAGAGUUACAGAACGACUCAAUCCCCCCCCCCUUUUCUCUGUUGACUUGUUGCUAUUCAAAUGUUUUAAACAAAAUUGUCUGUGGGUUAGUAUUUGUAUAUGUAUGAGUGUAUGUAUAUGUAUAUAUAUUUAUAUAGAGAGAAGAGAUAUACAAUAGGAUUAGCUUUUGUAUGGCACUAGGUUUGUGGUCAAGGAGUGGGGCAGGGUAGCACAGAGGCGUGGCGACAGAUACCUGGUUAACAGCUAAACCCGUUGUGUAGGCUGCGUAUGCAACGGUUUAACCAAAAGAGGAGCGCGUACCAGGAUAGCACCGUGAGAAAAAGCCACCUUUGUGGCAUGCGUUUUUCUCUGGCGAGUUUUCUAACCCUUGGUAUAAAUCGGUCAUCAGGCGGUUGUUUUGUUUUGCUUUCCUCUCCCCCACCCCACCCCUCCCUUUCCUGUUUAAGAACUAUUUUCUUUGAAAGGCCUGUGGAUGGUCAACAAAAGGAACACUUGCCCUGUCGCGGGGGGGGGG
Messenger RNA from Gekko japonicus, 1411 nucleotides. Its product is annotated as cadherin-13-like. The transcript is spliced from 4 exons. Lineage: Eukaryota; Metazoa; Chordata; Lepidosauria; Squamata; Gekkonidae. Gene Ontology annotation, molecular function: calcium ion binding; cadherin binding. Gene Ontology annotation, biological process: homophilic cell-cell adhesion; calcium-dependent cell-cell adhesion; adherens junction organization. Gene Ontology annotation, cellular component: plasma membrane; adherens junction; catenin complex. The record is from RefSeq and is a predicted model, not a curated record. The annotation marks the transcript as partial.